GAUAAAAAUGUGUUGGAUUUUUAUAGAAAUAAGUCAGUUUAACAGGAGUGUUUGAACAAAUAGUAUUAAAAUAAAAUUUUAUACUGUAACUUUUAAAAUGCCGCGAGCUGAAAUUUCUGGUUUUGAUAGAACACAAAUAGUAGCCCUCUUCCAAGCUGGAUUUUCAAAUCACCGAAUAGCACUGGAUUUGGGUAUCCCAAGAAGUUCGGUUAUUCGAACAAUUCAGAGAUUCCAAGAAACUUUCUCAGUUGAAAAUCGGCCACCACGCAGUGGGCGUCCUCGAGUAACAGAAGAUACGGAGAAUCGUUACAUUGCUCUAUUUGCCCGAGGAAUAGAUUUUCAACAAGUACAGCUCUCAGAUCGCAUAUUCAACAUCCCUUUCGAAGAGUUAUUUCCACUUCUACCAUCAGAAGAAGAUUGCGAAUGGCAAAUUUGCGCCCUAGAAGACCUUUAA
Messenger RNA from Acanthoscelides obtectus, 454 nucleotides. Lineage: Eukaryota; Metazoa; Arthropoda; Insecta; Coleoptera; Chrysomelidae. The record is from the annotation of a GenBank genome assembly.